AUGCCUACCCGUUUCUCGAAGACAAGGAAAGCCCGCGGUCAUGUUUCGGCCGGUUACGGUCGAAUUGGCAAGCACCGUAAGCACCCCGGUGGUCGUGGUAUGGCCGGUGGUCAGCACCACCACCGCACCAACCUCGACAAGUACCACCCCGGUUACUUCGGUAAGGUCGGUAUGAGGUACUUCCACAAGACCCAGCAGCAGUUCUGGAAGCCCACUAUCAACCUUGACAAGCUGUGGUCUCUCGUCCCCGCCGAGAAGCGUGAUGCCUACCUCAGCGGCCAGAAGACCGACACCGCCCCCGUCAUCGACCUCCUUCCCCUCGGCUACUCCAAGGUUCUCGGCAAGGGCCGUCUCCCCGAGGUCCCCAUCGUCGUCCGCGCUCGCUACUUCAGCCGGGAUGCUGAGGAGAAGAUCAAGGCUGCCGGUGGUGUUGUUGAGCUCGUUGCUUAA
Aspergillus neoniger CBS 115656 is the source of this 450-nucleotide messenger RNA. Its product is annotated as 60S ribosomal protein uL15. Gene Ontology annotation, molecular function: structural constituent of ribosome. The coding region runs from base 1 to 450 and encodes 149 amino acids. Gene Ontology annotation, cellular component: ribosome; cytosolic large ribosomal subunit. NCBI's taxonomy places the organism in Eukaryota, Fungi, Ascomycota, Eurotiomycetes, Eurotiales, Aspergillaceae. The record is from RefSeq and is a predicted model, not a curated record. The transcript is spliced from 3 exons. Gene Ontology annotation, biological process: translation.